AUGCCAUAUUCUCUUUUCUCUGCUUGUAUCAGUCUCCGAGCGGUAGAGCAUAUCAAAUCAUCGGUCCGAGGUGGAGAAGAUGAGGGGGGAAGUGGGGAAGAUUUGGACUCAGAGUUGACGAAAGGACAGAACAAAGAUCAACAGCAUUCCGCCACGGAGGACGAGAAUGAAAAGACCAAAUCAGGGGGACUGAUACAAGCAGAGAAAAGAGAAUAUGGCAUCUCCAGCUUGAGUACAUGGAUGUUGUGGUUUCGUCGAGCUGGAGGGAUGUGCUUCUUUGUGACGCAGGUUCUUCUCUUCGCAGUGGACAAAGUUCUCUACGUGGCAGUGGAGUGGUUCCUAGCGAAGUGGACGGAAGGUGCUGUUGAGCCAGUCACUAUAUUCAACAUGGAGUUCCCAGCUCAGAUCGAUGGAUUGUCGGCGCAAGCGCAAUACCUGAAAGUCUACGCGAUACUCAUUUUACUGUUUGUCCUUGCGGCUUUCUUUCGGGCCGAGUGGGGGGCCAUUGGAGGUGUCCGUGCUGCUAAGAAUGUCUUCUACACAAUGCUAUCCAGUGUCCUGAAAGCUCCAAUGUCCUAUUUUGAAACUGUACCCAUGGGAAGAAUAUUGAACCGUUUCACUUUUGACACGGAUGUGAAUGAUGUGACUUUGAGUCAAGUCAUGUCCAUGUUCAUGCUGAGCUGCAGCUGGUAUGUAACCGGGGUGGCUCUGCAAAUUGCAAUUCUGCCCUGGACGGCGCUAGCCAUAGUCCCCGUUUCUGUCAUGUACUGGGUACUCAUGCUAUACUACCGAAAAUCGGGCCCAGACCUUCAAAGAAUCGAAGCCGUAAGUCGAUCCCCACUCCAGUCAAUGGUCAGUGAAUGCUUGGAUGGAGCAACCAGCAUUCGAGUAUUCCAACAGGAAGAGCAGUUUGUCACUCGAUACAGAGGAGUUGCGGAUAAGAACAGUUCAGCUCUGUUAAACUUUGUUUCAGCACAAAGAUGGGUGGGCGUGAGGAUGGAGAUGCUGGGGAGUCUGGUUGUUUUGGUUUCAUCGGUCUUGGUUGUAUGCUUGAACGAUGUAUUGAAGCUAGAGGCUGGACUGGUGGGGCUGCUUAUCAUGUGGUGUUCCAACUUCACCAUUACCCUGAACUUCUUGGUGGAUACAUUCGCAGAGGCAGAAGCGGCAAUUACAGCUGUUGAGCGGGUCGACGCCAUGUCAUCCCUGCCCAGUGAAAAACCCAUGGAAACCGAUGCUGAACAUCAACCGCCGUCUUCUUGGCCAACGCAGGGUUUGCUCGAAUUCAACAAUGUCAACCUCAGAUAUCGAGAAGGAUUGCCUUUGGUUUUGAAGAACCUCUCCUUCAAGCUUCCAGCAGGCAAAUCUUGCGGAGUAGUUGGGCGAACUGGGGCCGGGAAAAGUUCAAUAACCGUUGCUCUCUUUCGUCUGGUAGAGAUUGAGUCCGGGCAAGUGUUGCUGGAUGGAGUGGACCUUUGCCAGUUGGGUUUAUCAGACGUACGAGGACGAGGAAUGUCUAUCAUCCCCCAGGACCCCUUCUUGGCUGGAGCUACACUAAGGGAGAGCUUGGACCCAUUCCAGCUGCACACGGACGCUGAGAUAUUGGAAGCCCUGCAGUCAGUCCGGCUGGGCGCGAGCAACGCUGAGGAUGGGAAGCAACUAUUGUCUUCGCAGUUGGAGGAGGGAGGGUCCAAUUACUCCGUUGGUGAACGACAGCUGCUGAACUUGGCUAGGGCACUCUUGUCUCAACCAAAACUACUUGCUCUCGACGAAGCCACGGCUAGUAUCGAUGGAGAGACCGACGCUUUUAUCCAGAAGAUGCUUCGAACUCGCUUCCCGAACACAACUCUGAUCACAAUUGCGCACCGCCUGGAAACAAUAAUGGAUUAUGAUCUUUGUCUGGUGAUGGAUGCAGGCCAGGCAGUUGAGUUUGGUGCUCCAGCAGAACUGCUAGAUAUCCGCGGUGGUGUGUUGGCUGAGCUCGUGGACGCCACUGGAGCGGAAAGCUCAGAGGCACUACGAGGGUUAGCAAAAGAAGCUCAAUUGGCAAAGACUCAGGUUACAAGCUAG
Seminavis robusta is the source of this 2067-nucleotide messenger RNA. NCBI's taxonomy places the organism in Eukaryota, Bacillariophyta, Bacillariophyceae, Naviculales, Naviculaceae. The record is from the annotation of a GenBank genome assembly.